AUGGCAUCGCGGAAGCGCCGGCGCGACGGCGACGCGCUCGACGCGCUCGCGGCGGCCGCCGACGCCAUCGGCUUCGACGCGCGGGCCUUCGAGCGCGACGGCUUCGCCUUCCUGGACAACUACGCCCUCGGCGAGGGCGCGCGGGCCCGCGCGCUCGCGUCGGCGCUCGCGCUGCGGCGGACGAAGGAGUUCGCGAGCUUCAACGACGCGGACCCGGACAAGCGGCGCGUCUUCGCGCUCCUGGACCCCAUCAAGCCGCUCCUGCGGGCGCUCGUGUCCGGCGGCGGCGGCCUCGAGGGCUUCGUCGAGCCCGGCGACACGCGCAACAACCGCAUGGAGCCGAACCAGUGCCAGCUCGCGCGGCGCCAGCCCGGCGACGGCUUCUGGGGCAAGCCCCACAUCGACACGCCCCACGGGGCCCAGCGCGACGGCGCGCCGCACCACAACUGCACGGUUAUCGUCGGCGUCGUCCUCGACGGCGCCAUGCACGCGCGCGACGACGCGGGCGCGCUCCUCGUGGCGCCGGGCAGCCACCGGGCCUUCGCCGCGGCGUUCCGCGACCACGGCGCGUGCGCGCGCUGCCGGGGCUUCGGCGGCGGCGGCGUCGUCCGCUUCUACGGCCACGACCGCGACAAGAGCGUGGCGACGGCCGAGUCGACGGCCGCGCACUACCUCGGCGCCGAGCCGCCGCUCGCGCACGUCCGCGCGCGGCCCGGCGCCGCGUUUAUCGUGCACCACCAGGUGCUCCACAGCGUCCGCGAGGUCGCCGCCGACGCGCCGGGCCGCCUCAUCGUCUACUUCCGCGUCCGCGCGAAGCGGCCCGCGGGCGAGAAGCAGCGGCGCCACGCGGCGAUGAAAGACGUCGACCUCGAGAUGCCGCGGCUGAAGGCGCUCGCGGCGCGGCAGGUCGCGGCGCGGGGGCGCGAGCCGCCGCCGCUCGCGGCGCCCGGCGACGCGCUCGUCUAUGAUGAGGUUCACAACGCCUACAUCGCGCGCGACGGCGCGGUCCUCCCGCUCCCGUCCGUCCGGCGGAACGCGGACCUCACGCCGGAUGCGGACGCGGCGGACGACGCGCCGGAGACGCCGGACGCGCCGGCGGCGCCGCGCGACCCACGCGAGGGCCCGCGCCAGAGCUACGCCGACGAGCCCGCCGGGCGCAAGCCCCCGUCCUGCUCCGGCAUCGCGCCCGGGACCCCGAAGAAGCCGCGCGUCGUGCUCCCCGUGCACCUCCGCCCCGCCCGGCGCCGCGGCUCCUAG
Aureococcus anophagefferens is the source of this 1257-nucleotide messenger RNA. RefSeq lists its product as hypothetical. Bases 1 to 1257 code for a protein of 418 amino acids. The transcript has a single exon. NCBI's taxonomy places the organism in Eukaryota, Pelagophyceae, Pelagomonadales, Pelagomonadaceae. The record is from RefSeq and is a predicted model, not a curated record.